UGCAGAUAGGGCAGGCAGUUCUUGUUUCGCUUGUUUGCAGCCAUAUAAACCUAUCGUCUCUUAUAUAUUCCCGGAGUCUGUUCACAAGGCUCUUGAGUCUGCAUAAGAAUAACCGCAAAAAUGAACUCGUUUGCAAUAGUGAUUUUGUUCCUGGCACCUUACGUGUUAUCGUAUCAAAUGAAAAGAAAGGGACAUCAUGGAGGAGGAAACGAGCCGACAGACUUCCAUGGAAAAUUCACAAAUUUUAUGCGCAAAGUACAGCACCAGGCUCGCAUGCGACACAACUACUACAGGAGACUUCAUGGCGUUCCAGAUCUAAAAGAGAGCGAAGAGCUGAAUCGUUAUGCUCAAGCGUGGGCUGAACGGUUAGCCAAGACGGGACAGUUCAGACAUAGGAGUCGAUCCCCUUAUGGUGAGAACAUCUAUAUGAGCUACAACAGUGACCCGAAUUUCAAGCUUAAAGGACGUGCUCCCGUUGACUCAUGGUACAGCGAGAUCAAAUACCAUAAUUAUAACAGCAACGGGUUCAACCCGAAAACAGGGCACUUCACACAGGUCAUCUGGAAAGGCAGCCGCUGGCUUGGAACAGGCGUCGCUAAGUCACAAGACGGCAAAAUCUUUGUCGUGUCGAAUUACAAGCCACGUGGAAAUAUGAUGGGCCGCUUUAGAGAGAACGUUCCGAGGCCGAACUCUGAUGAAGAAAUGCAGCAACAAAAAUUUGGUUAAAUUGAUAUCUGAUCAAAAAUAUCCACGCUGACAAGCUAUUGAUACGUUCGUCAUGUAGUUUAGCACUCACAAUAAAUUCAUCUGCUGUUUGAGUUAUAA
Messenger RNA from Rhipicephalus microplus (southern cattle tick), 825 nucleotides. RefSeq names its product Golgi-associated plant pathogenesis-related protein 1. The record is from RefSeq and is a predicted model, not a curated record. Gene Ontology annotation, cellular component: extracellular region. NCBI's taxonomy places the organism in Eukaryota, Metazoa, Arthropoda, Arachnida, Ixodida, Ixodidae.